Messenger RNA from Scheffersomyces coipomensis, 698 nucleotides. RefSeq names its product 40S ribosomal protein uS17. Gene Ontology annotation, molecular function: structural constituent of ribosome. Gene Ontology annotation, cellular component: cytosolic small ribosomal subunit; ribosome. Gene Ontology annotation, biological process: translation. NCBI's taxonomy places the organism in Eukaryota, Fungi, Ascomycota, Pichiomycetes, Serinales, Debaryomycetaceae. Bases 92 to 559 code for a protein of 155 amino acids. The transcript is spliced from 2 exons. The record is from RefSeq and is a predicted model, not a curated record.
UCAUUUUUUUAAUUUUAAAUAAAUCUAUUUAUUGAAAAAGAAAAUUUCAUUUAGAUAUCCUUUUUUAGCAUAUUAAGUACUUAAGACAAAGAUGGCUACUGAAUUAACCGUUCAAUCUGAAAGAGCUUUCCAAAAGCAACCACAUAUCUUUACCAACCCAAAGGCUAAAGCUAACAGAAAAACCAAGAGAUGGUUUAAAGAAGUUGGUUUAGGUUUCAAAACCCCAAAGGCUGCUAUUGAAGGUACUUAUAUCGAUAAGAAAUGUCCAUUUGUUGGAACUGUUUCUAUCAGAGGUAAGAUUUUAACUGGUACUGUUGUUUCAACUAAAAUGCAUAGAACUAUUAUCAUUAGAAGAGAUUACUUACAUUAUGUUCCAAAAUAUAAUAGAUACGAAAAGAGACAUAAGAAUGUUGCUGCUCAUCUUUCUCCAGCUUUCAGAGUUCAAGAAGGUGAUGUUGUUACCGUUGGUCAAUGUAGACCAAUUUCUAAGACUGUUAGAUUUAACGUUCUUAAAGUUGCUGCUGCUGCUUCAAAAGCUAAACAAUUCUCUAAAUUUUAAAUAAAAUAAAGUUUAGUAAGUCUUUAAUAUAGCAAAUAAUAAAUCUCCAAAAAAAAAUAUUUAAUUUUACAUAUUUUACUCUUUCUUUAAUGUUACAUUAGUUAAAUAUAAAAAUAAACUUAUAUAUACUUAUAAUAUC